AUGCUUAUUGUUCUCAAUAUGACACUUCUGACAUCUGUACAUGUAAUCGGUUCGAAUAUGAUCCCGCCAGAAAUUGAUCGGGUUUGUAUAACACUCCUUCCAACGUCUCGUGCCAUUCACGCUGCGAUUUUACCAUCACCCGUAUUCUCUAAGAGACCUUUAGAGGAAACCGUGAACGAGGUAUUCUUGCCAUCCGAUAGUGUGGCAUCGACGGUGUGUAAACCGCUCUGGGAAGAUGGAGAACUCGGAUUGGGGCUGCGGAGAAGCGAAGCUGGACCAUGGCAGACCAGAAAACAAUUUGGUGAUAGACUUAUUAACUACGAUUUGAUCACGCUCUGCUACUACAGCGAGGGCAAAGCCACGAACGAAAGUUUGCUUGCGCCCGAGGAGAGAAAAGUGGAUGGCAAUUCAUCGUCUAUCGCCACCACACACCUUGGCCUUACUUCACAGCUUGUCGACAAAACUGGCGGUUUUCCGAAACUCAUUUAA
Messenger RNA from Cylicocyclus nassatus, 489 nucleotides. Lineage: Eukaryota; Metazoa; Nematoda; Chromadorea; Rhabditida; Strongylidae. The record is from the annotation of a GenBank genome assembly.